This is a messenger RNA of Dicrocoelium dendriticum, 2781 nucleotides long. NCBI's taxonomy places the organism in Eukaryota, Metazoa, Platyhelminthes, Trematoda, Plagiorchiida, Dicrocoeliidae. The record is from the annotation of a GenBank genome assembly.
GGCAUUCACAAAGGCUUUCAGUCGGGAUGUGCACUUUUCUUUCGGAUAGUAUGGGAAAACCCUGAAAUACUUGCUUGCGCAUUCAGCUAAAAGAUGGAAAGAUCAGUAUUGAAUGGUUCCAGUAAAAUAAUUUUAUCUAAUUUUACUCCCUCCAAAUCGGAACUCUACAGAGCUGCACCCGUCCAACUAGAUCGACCUCUGGGGAAACCCGUGGACUGGAUCCAAAUGGCCAACAGACCGGAUCCACAUUUACUGAACAUGAUGUCACUUAACGUACCGGAUCCGUCAUUGCACAAUUCCAGGAGCUCCAGUAUUGCUCCCUCUGAGUUUGAUAGGCCUAAUCAUGUACCAAUAUAUCACUCGCACAGUUCUAACUUAUCAAAACAAUCCACUCCAACGGGUAGUAUCAAAAGAACGAGAAGAGAACAGUGUACGGAUUGCUGGUCAAAAUCAUCCAUAUGCAUGAAACAAUUUUCUAAAUUCCUACUCUCGCACGCCGGUUUGGCCAUCUUGGUUGUGUUGUACGCAUUGUUGGGUGGAUUUCUAUUUUACUGGUUGGAACAAACAUGUGAGCUUCAUGUGAAACAAAAUGUGACCAGGCGACGCGCUCAACUGGUAGACAAUUUAAUGCAGUUGUGGCGAGACAGUCAGCUAGAGGUGCUGCAAUCCAUUCAAGCGGACACUAAAGCCAUAAUGAGGCUUGGCGCAGCCCAUAUAGACAACACGGCCGAAAUGCGUCAAAAAUUAGGAAUUGAUCGCUCUACCGGUGCUUUUCCUGAAUUUGGCAGUCUGAAAAUCAAAUCGCACGCUGACCGAGAAAAGUUACUCGCCGGACUGACGUGGUACUUAGCUGGUGUGGGUUGGCAAAGGAAGAUAGUUCCCAAUUGGUGGUUCCCAGGUCAGUUUAAUGUCACUACUACGCCGACUGAUCCUAACGUUGAACGCACCACAUCCACGGAAUUUGUAUCUCAGCAGGACAGUGUCGACCGGACAGCAUUGUUGAAAGCGGAGUAUUUUUCGAAAGAAAUGUUGAAAAACAUCUCGGAUCCUUUGAUCAUAUUGACCAAUCUUAACGAUUUGUUACCCAUGAUAGUCGAUGUAACAUACCGAAGCGAAAAACGCAUCAAUGAAUUGAUUACAAAUUAUAUAAAACACAUUGUCUCAGCCAUCAAAGAUGACGGAUGGAAUGGUGCGGAAAACAUGGAAGACAUGAACUGGACGUUGGAGGGAGGGAUUUUGUAUGCAGUGACUAUAAUAACAACAAUAGGUUACGGACACGUCACUCCGCACACUACAACUGGUCGGCUGUUAACAAUGCUGUAUGCCGUUUUUGGGAUCCCACUGUUCUUUUGCUACCUAACCAAUAAUGGAAAUUACUUCGCCAGUGCUUUUCAAACUUGCUACAUUCGUAUGUGCCGCCCGGUAUUUCGGAUCAUUAAAAGACGGUGCUGUUAUCCACUCAAAGGAAAGAAGCAGACCGAACGAAAGACCUCGAGAACUUCGCGUACGUCAGUGAGCAAUAAAGUGGGAUCCUCGGUACAACUUCCGGGAAGUGUAUUUCGAAUAACCCCAAAGACAUCAGCGACCGAACCCACUAGUGUAGAAUUCCUUCCUGUUUGGACAGAUGAUAGACAUGCGGGAAGAAUUAGCAAUGAAGAUACACACCAGUACUUCAACACCUACCCCAUAUCACCUAGCUAUCGCUUGACGGAUGACUGGGAACCGUUUUCCACAGCUUUAACCAUUGAUUGUUAUACAAAUAGACCUCUCCACUCUGUAUCUGCCAUGCUACCAUCCAAAGAUACAUCACACACAGAAGUGGUUCAACAACCUCCGAGCCCUUACUUAACGCGAUCAGAACAAGAAAGCGAAAAUUCCGAUAUUUCAAUAUCCGCCUUCACACCUAGCUCCCCAGUCCCGCUUCAGUCGCCGUCUACCACCAUGACGAGCAGAAAUGUACCGCUCACAAGGGUGCAUGAUCGUUCAGAGUGGAUUACGGAGAAUGAAACCCUAAAAAGCAAACUUGAUUACACUCCAAUCACCACCAGACAGCCGGCCGUCAAAUCCGGCUUGGUAGAGCGGCGCAGAAAGAGCAGUCAUGAAAGAGGAAGACCCAGUCAAGCAACAGCACUAAUGUUACCGUUAAAAUUCCCGCCAGCCCCAUCGCAAAAGCAGACGGAUCAAGUCACCGUUCCAAUCACCCUAACGUUGUGUAUGAUGGCUGUGUAUAUACUAAUCGGCGCAACCGUGUUCACCUUUUGGGAAUCGCGUGAUUAUGUCAAAUGGUCCUAUUUUUGCUUUGUUACCCUAUCCACCAUCGGUUUUGGAGAUAUUGUGCCAGGGACUAAGGUGGACUCCCAGAAUCCGAAAGAGAAGAUGAUAAUCCUGGCGGUAUACAUGGCUGUUGGGUUGUCUGUGUUCGCCAUGUGUUUCAAAUUGAUGGAAGAAGAGGUCACAAUGAAGAUGAAGCGGCUUGGUCGGAAACUUGGUCUGAUUCGGCCCCCAGGACAGAAAGCCACACAGAGGGAACGGGAGAUACAAAAGCAAGAAAAUGAAAAAGAGGCAGCAUUCAACAAAAUCCCGGUGAGGUUAAAUUCAUGAACGAAUUGUGAUCCAAAAAACCAACACGACUGAAACAGUGAAAUUCUGUGGUAUUGCACCAUUUUUCCAACAGAUAUAUUUGGGCCUGAAUGUUUCCCCUGGCUUUGUAAUUUAUCCCACCCAAUACAUGUAGUCUUUCAUGCCGAUAGCGUCAUAUUGCAGAUUUCUUUUACUUCCAGG